GGGUCCUAUUCCUGUAUUCCAAGCUAGAAAAACAAAUAUACAGAAUAUACAAAAUUAUCUUCACAAGGUACAAACCAUUAUAAAAUUAUUACCAUAGGAAAGAGAAAAGGAUUUACCUGUGGAAAGCGAAAGAACUCCAUCGAGAAGUGGGGUUGUGGGGUCACCCUGUGUGUAAUGCGUUGCGGCCCUCGAAACCAGACACCCUCCCAUCGUUUUCUGCAAAUAAAUGGAGUUGAUUUUACACCAGAUUCUACCUUCAAACCAGAAACGUUAAUUAAGUCAUCCAUUCAUUUUGGCCUUUCAAGAAUUUCGCUUGCCGGAAAUUUGAUCACAGGAGUUGAUUAUGGUGGAAAACGGGCACGGGCACGGGCACGGACACGGACACGGACACCAUCACCCACCAUCCGCGGCGCCUCCGCCGUCCAUCAUCCACCCGCCGUUGGGUGCUGCUAGAGGACCUGCUUUUCCACCCUCCGAACAGCUUCUCCAGCUAAACUACUGCAUCCAUUCCAAUCCUUCAUGGGGUCAAACUGUUUUGCUGGCAUUCCAACAUUAUAUUGUGAUGCUUGGAAGUAUUGUUAUGAUCGCUACCAUGCUUGUACCUCAAAUGGGUGGUAAUCAUGGUGAUAAGGCUCGUGUAAUUCAAGCUACACUCUUUAUGUCUGGAUUGAAUACCCUUUUACAAACUUUACUCGAUGAAGACUUUCCAUCUGCGCAUCAGAGAUUUCUCCACACUAUGAGGGCUAUUCAAGGAUCCCUAAUAGUAUCUUCAUUCAUCAAUAUAAUUCUUGGAUUUAGUCGGGCGUGGGGAGAUUUCACAAGGUUAUUUAGUCCUGUUAUUAUUGUCGCAUAUAUUUGUGUAGUCGGUCUUGGUUUAUCUGGACGUGGGUUUCCUCAGCUUGGAAAUUGUGUGGAGAUAGGUCUGCCUAUGCUUAUAUUUUUGGUCGUCUUUCAACAGUAUAUGAAGCACCUCCAUAAUAGGGCUCAUCCAAUUCUUGAAAGAUUUGCUUUACUCUUUUGCGUUGCACUUGUGUGGGCUUUUGCUGCUCUACUCACUGUAUCCGGUGCCUAUAACAAUGUUGGUAACAAAACCAAACUUAGUUGCCGGACCGAUCGUUCAUACCUCAUGGAAUCUGCUCCAUGGAUCAAAAUGUCGUAUCCAUUUCAAUGGGGAACUCCUAUAUUUAGAGCAAGUCAUGUUUUUGGUAUGAUGGGGGCGGUUCUUGUUACGACUGUAGAGUCGACAGGAACUUUUAUUGCUGCAUCACGUUUUUCAGGUGCCACGCCCCCUCCAGCACAUGUUCUUAGCCGAAGCAUUGGUUUUCAAGGUAUUGGCCAGCUACUUGAUGGGGCAUUCGGUUCAAUAGUUGGGACUACUGCAUCUGUAGAAAAUGUCGGACUUCUUGGUCUAACUCAUGUUGGAAGCCGAAGAGUAGUUCAAGUCUCAGCUGCUUUCAUGUUUUUCUUCUCCAUUUUCGGGAAAUUUGGGGCAUUCUUUGCAUCAAUUCCGUUACCAAUAUUUGCAGCCAUUUAUUGCGUCCUGUAUGGCCUUGUUGCUGCGGUUGGAGUUACAUUUAUUCAAUUCACAAACAAUAAUUCAAUGAGAAACAUCUACAUAUUGGGAUUAUCUUUAUUCUUAGGAAUAUCAAUACCCCAAUAUUUUGUUAUGCACACUAAUCUUGUCACGGGUCGUGGACCUGUAAAUUCUGAUGGUGUUUGGUUCAAUGAUAUAUUGAACACCAUAUUCUCUUCACCUCCGGUGGUGGCAAUGAUAGUGGGGACAAUACUGGACAACACGUUGGAUGCACAUGAUUCACGUGAGGACAGAGGUGUGCCAUGGUGGGUCCCUUUCCAACACAGGAAAGGCGAUAGCAGAAACGAAGAGUUUUAUAGUUUUCCUCUAAGGAUUCAUGAGUAUAUGCCUAAUAGAUAUCUAUGAUUGAUAAUUGAUUUUGUUAUACACACGUGCAUUGGUGGACGUAAGUUUUGUUGUAUAUUAUUACUAUAUGCAUGGUGGUUAAUUUUGAAAGCCAAGGCGUUAAAAAAGUUUGAUGGGAUAUAUAUUUUGAAAAUGUGGGGCCAACAGCCAUGCAGAGAGAGAUAGAGAUAGAGAUAAGGAGCG
This is a messenger RNA of Lactuca saligna, 2122 nucleotides long. The record is from the annotation of a GenBank genome assembly. Lineage: Eukaryota; Viridiplantae; Streptophyta; Magnoliopsida; Asterales; Asteraceae.